Molecule: messenger RNA, 2136 nt
Organism: Micropterus salmoides (largemouth bass)
Lineage: Eukaryota; Metazoa; Chordata; Actinopteri; Centrarchiformes; Centrarchidae
Product: zinc finger protein 37-like
Exons: 3
Coding region: 119-2008 (629 amino acids)
Biological process (GO): regulation of transcription by RNA polymerase II
Molecular function (GO): RNA polymerase II cis-regulatory region sequence-specific DNA binding; DNA-binding transcription factor activity
Source: RefSeq, a predicted model, not a curated record
UGACACCCAGCGGAAGUAAACAAUACAAACGCCAGCGUUAGCUGCAUGUAUUAAAUUCACUAGAAGUCUUUAUUGUAAUCGUAGUACCGCUAAUUAUUUAAUUUGUAAUUAAGCAACAAUGUCUUCAGUUGAGUGUUUGAGAGAGUUUGUCAACGAGCGACUAACUGCUGCUGCUGAAGAAAUAUUCGGAGUUUUUAAAAGAACUAUCGUCGAGUACGAAGAAGAGAUCGAUCGUCAGCGCAGACUGCUGGAUAUCGUUUGGAAACCCGAAAUAAAGUUACACAGGAUAGAGCUCCCACAGCAACAUGUCUGGAAGGAGGAGGAGGUUCUGGCUGACCAGCAGCUCUGUAUUCAGGAGAGGAACUCCAGUCUGGACCAAGAGGACCCAGAGCCUCCACAGAUUAAAGAGGAACAGGAGGAACUCUGUACCAGUCAGGAGGGAGAGCAGCUUGUACUGAAGCAGGAGACUGAUACCUUUAUGUUGACUCCUACUUAUGAGGAAAGAGACCACAGUGAAGCAGAACUGAAAAGUGACCACCAGCUCCUCUCUCACAGCUGUCAUGUAGCUGAGAGCCAAGAUCAGAAAGGAGGCGAGCAUGAAGACUCAGGAUCAACUAGAGAUGCAGAGCCAGAACAAAAGAAUCAAGAUCACAAAAGCAGAAGCCACAGAAACAAUGUAAACAAGUCUACCAUGUCAGAGGUUCACCAUAAUCCUCACACAGAGCUCCCACAGCAACAUGUCUGGAAGGAGGAGGAGGUUCUGGCUGACCAGCAGCUCUGUAUUCAGGAGAGGAACUCCAGUCUGGACCAAGAGGACCCAGAGCCUCCACAGAUUAAAGAGGAACAGGAGGAACUCUGUACCAGUCAGGAGGGAGAGCAGCUUGUACUGAAGCAGGAGACUGAUACCUUUAUGUUGACUCCUACUUAUGAGGAAAGAGACCACAGUGAAGCAGAACUGAAAAGUGACCACCAGCUCCUCUCUCACAGCUGUCAUGUAGCUGAGAGCCAAGAUCAGAAAGGAGGCGAGCAUGAAGACUCAGGAUCAACUAGAGACGCAGAGCCAGAACAAAAGAAUCAAGAUCACAAAAGCAGAAGCCACAGAAACAAUGUAAACAACUCUACCAUGUCAGAAGUUCACCAUAAUCCUCACACAGGUAAAAACUCCUUCAAAUGUGACACAUGUGGAAAAGAUUUUAACUAUAAGUCUAUAUUGCAGAUUCACCAGCGAAGUCACACAGGUGAGAAGCCAUAUUCUUGCAGCAGCUGUGGAAAAAGAUUUAGUAACACAUCACAAUUGAACGUUCAUAUGAGAAUCCACACAGAUGAGAAACCAUUUUCUUGCAAAACAUGUGGGAAAGACUUCAGAACUAACAGUAACUUGAAACUCCACAUAAGAACCCACACAGGUGAGAAACCACAUUCUUGCAAAACAUGUGGGAAAGAUUUAAGAACCGUCAGUGCCUUAUAUGUCCACAUGAGAAUCCACACAGGGGAGAGGCCGUACCUUUGCAAGACCUGCGGAAAAAGAUUCAUUCAGAUGUCAGGUUUAUCAAGUCAUAUGAGAACCCACACAGGUGAGAAGCCGUAUUUUUGUGAAACAUGUGGAAAAUAUUUCAGAAUUAGUAGUCAGUUGAAACUCCACAUGAGAAGUCAUACAGGUGAGAGGCCAUUUAUUUGCAAGACCUGCGGGAAAAGAUUCUCUCAGAUUUCAGGCUUAUCAGGUCACAUGAGAACCCACACAGGUGAAAAGCCGUAUUCUUGCAAAAUAUGCAUGAGAUCUUUUAGACAGAGUGGUGGCUUGACAGUCCACAUGAGAACGCACACAGGUGAGAAGCCGUACCUUUGCAAGACCUGCGGAAAAGGAUUCUGUGACACUUCAACAUUGACCUCACAUGUAAGAAUCCACACGGGUGAGAAGCCAUAUUCUUGCGCAACAUGUGGGAAAUCUUUUAGACACAGUAAUAGCUUGGCGGUCCACACGAGAACCCACUCUGGUAAAAAGCCAUAGCUUUGCAUGAUCUGUGGGAAAAGAUAGGUGUUUGCAUCUAAUUUGACACAGCUAAGAAGAUCACAUACAAGCAAGUAGUCUUGUAUUUGCUAAACAUGUGGGAGACGAUACAGUUUUAGAGGUUUGUG